Messenger RNA from Cyprinus carpio (common carp), 907 nucleotides. Its product is annotated as zinc finger BED domain-containing protein 4-like. The record is from RefSeq and is a predicted model, not a curated record. NCBI's taxonomy places the organism in Eukaryota, Metazoa, Chordata, Actinopteri, Cypriniformes, Cyprinidae. The transcript is spliced from 2 exons. The coding region runs from base 362 to 847 and encodes 161 amino acids. Gene Ontology annotation, molecular function: protein dimerization activity.
UUUUGCGCAAAAGCGAGUCUUGGCUACAUACAUAGCAGAUCAUGACCUGCCCGCGACAUUCACCGCAUACCAGUGGGUGUUAAUCGAGAACGUUCUCUCUCUUCUCGCCCCCUUUGAGCAGAUAACAAAAGAGAUAAGCUCAUCUGAUGCAUCUGUGGCAGACGUCAUACCCUUACUUGCAGCACUAAAGCGUCUUUUAAACAAAGAGGCUGAAACAGACCACGGAGUAAAAACAACUAAAAGUGCGCUCUUAGAAGCUGUCAGCUCACGAUUUAGUCAGGCGGACUCAGAACCCCUGUACUGCAUCGCGACUGUGCUUGAUCCACGAUAUAAAGAUCAUUACUUGGAUGUGGGGAAAAAGAUGCGCACACGAGAAAUGAUCCAGGCCGAGUUGGAUUUGGGAAAGCCGCUAGGUGAUGGAGACGGUCAGGUGAUGCACAGCGCAGGAGAUGAAAACAGCGCAGAGAGUAAACGGGCUCGUACUACAGAUGAGCCGCGCACAGUCUCGCUGUCUGACAUGUUCGAUGAGAUCCUCCAAGAGAAUAACCCAUUUGCAAGACAGAGGACAAGCUCGACCGCUCAACAGUUAGAUGGGUAUCUCUCAGAAGUCCCCAUCCCCAGGAGCAAUAACCCUCUCGAAUUUUGGAGGACCAAUCAAGGCCGCUUUCCCGACCUGGCGCAGAUGGCACGCAGGUACUUGUCUGCUCCAUGCACAAGCACCGACAGUGAGAGACUGUUUAGUGCUGCAUCUCAUGUCAUCGAUGAGAAGAGGAACCGAUUUUCAUGUGAGAAAGCAGAGAAGCUACUUUUCAUAAAGAAGAACCUGCCACUUUUCCUGAAGAAGUAGGCUAAGUAGGCUUAUGUCUAGGACAGUUAUUCAUUUGUUGUGGGUUCAUCCACAUUUUUU